CUAAUGGACUUGGUGUUUGGAGCCUUAUAAGUUUGCAAACUUGAGUCUAACCAAGGCAGCGGCGAGACACAAAAGCACUGCUGGAAACUUACAAGCAGCGGUGCCUUUGGAAACUUUUGGGGGAGCCUCAAUGGCGUUAGCACAGGACAUAUUAUUGGAACUGAAAACUCAAAUAGUACAAAUAAUCAAACGUAUUGGCUUCCUCAGUACCGGCGAUCAGUCUGCUAAGGGGAACUACGGCCUGCUGGACCAGAUUCAGGCCCUGCGCUGGCUCAACGAGAACAUCGGUCACUUCGGAGGAGACCCAGAGAGGAUCACCAUCUUCGGCUCCGGAGCUGGGGCGUCCUGCGUCAACCUCCUCAUCCUCUCGCACCACUCGGAAGGUCUGUUCCACAGGGCCAUAGCUCAGAGUGGAACAGCCAUCUCCAGCUGGUCCGUCAACUACCAGCCCCUCAAGUACACAAAGAUCCUGGCCCGGAAGGUGGGCUGCACGUACACAGAGACGGCCGACCUGGUCGACUGCCUGAGGCGCAAGAACUUCCGGGAGCUGGUGGACCAGGACAUCCAGCCAGCCCGCUACCACAUCGCCUUUGGCCCCGUGGUGGACGGAGACGUGGUGCCCGACGACCCUGAGAUCCUCAUGCAGCAGGGGGAGUUCCUCAACUAUGACAUCCUGAUAGGAGUGAACCAAGGCGAGGGGCUGAAGUUUGUGGACGACAGUGAGGACAACGACGGCAUCACAGCUGCUGCUUUCGACUACACCAUCUCCAACUUCGUGGACAACCUCUACGGCUACCCUGAAGGCAAAGACAUCCUGAGGGAGACUAUCAAAUUCAUGUACACAGACUGGGCAGACAGAGACAAUGGCGAUAUGCGAAGGAAGACCCUCUUAGCGCUGUUCACAGACCACCAGUGGGUGGCGCCGGCAGUGGCCACCGCCAAACUCCACGCCGAGUUUCAGUCUCCGGUUUACUUUUACACAUUUUACCACCACUGCCAGACGGAGACGCGCCCCGAAUGGGCCGAUGCCGCACAUGGAGAUGAGAUACCGUACGUAUUUGGCGUGCCCAUGAUCGGUGCUACGGAUCUGUUCCCAUGCAACUUCUCGAAGAACGACGUGAUGCUGAGUGCCGUGGUCAUGACUUACUGGACCAACUUCGCCAAGACUGGGGACCCCAACCUGCCAGUCCCUCAGGACACCAAGUUCAUUCACACAAAGCCCAACCGCUUUGAAGAGGUCAUCUGGACCAAGUUCAACUCCAAGGACAAGCAGUACCUCCACAUUGGCUUAAAGCCUCGUGUUAGGGACAACUACAGGGCCAACAAGGUGGCUUUCUGGCUGGAGUUAGUCCCCCAUCUCCACAGUCUACAUGAGGAGCUCUUCCCCACAACCACCCGUUCUCCGUCGGGUCCUGGCUCAGGCAGCCAGAGACCCUGGCCAAGAACACCGGGCCCUCGCACCACGCGUCACCCCUACCCUACCUUCCCCUCUGAUCCGGAGCCUUAUGGUUCGGAGCGUCCACGGCAGGAGCUUUUCCCCGGAGACACCCGGGACUAUUCGACUGAGCUGAGUGUGACAGUCGCUGUGGGGGCGUCACUGCUCUUCCUCAACAUCCUGGCCUUUGCCGCACUUUACUACAAGCGUGACAAGCGGCACGAGAUGCGACGACACCGGCUGUCUCCCCAACGGGGCGGGCCAGCCAAUGAUCUGGCUCACAGCCAGGAGGAGGAGAUCAUGUCGCUGCAGAUGAAGCACUCGGAGCACGACCCUCACCACGACAUGGAGCCUCUCCGGCCCCACGACAUCCUACGACCCGCCUGCCCGCCCGACUACACGCUGGCGCUGCGCCGUGCCCCCGACGACGUGCCGCUGAUGACGCCUAACACCAUCACCAUGAUCCCCAGUACCAUCACUGGCAUGCAGCCUCUUCAUGCCUUCAACACGUUCCCCUCCACCGGCCACAACAACACCCUGCCCCAUCCCCACUCCACCACCAGGGUAUAGUAGGGACUAAGGACCAGAGAUACUGGCUCGAGAAGGGAGGCCUCUGGAUUUGGGCCUUUGUUCUGUUCUCUUAUACUCUCUCUCCAAAAACAACUCCACCUCCUCCAUCAUGCUGUCAAACUUAGCAGCUCCACUGGUGGCGUGUGGAGAAGCAACUGAACUGCAUGGCAGCAGAUGAUCAGUUAAGGGGUGACUCAGAUCUCUCAAAGAUACUUUCUUCAAAGGUCUGCUCUUUCUAGACUGAAGCCCCCUGACAUUUGUCAGAAGGACGAAUGCUUUUUUCGACCCAUGCAGUUUCCAUCAUCUUCUUCUUUUCGCUCCCUGGUGUGUUAUGUGCAUAUAUUGUUCUCUUUUCUACAUCUGUGUCUCCUUCCCUGCUUUGUUCCUCUCAUUCGACAUGUGGUUCUCUCCCUCUCCCUAGCGCUCCUUUGCUCUAAGGACUCACAAGCAGCUGAGCUGUAGGAGUGGGCAUAGAGUACAUACAGUAAUCACAUAGCUAUGAAAACAUUGAUAUCUGAUACUUUCAUUACUACCAGCAUUCUUUGUGCCAAGUAUGUACUACUGUGUUUGCAUCGAGGGAGAAAAAAACUAAAGAAGAUUCUCCAGUAUUCCUAUUUACUGUCAAUGAACAGAUGCUGUGUGUUCUCAUGACAAAGUGCCAAACUGGCCCUUGAUUGUGUUUUAUUCUUUCUCACAUCUUCUGUUCUCUUUUUUUUUUCAAGCAUUUGUUUAAUUGUUGUUUUUUUGUGGAAAGAUCUUUUUGCUGAAAAUAUAGAUAUAGAGAAAUGAUAUUAUAUAUAGUUAUAUAUAAAUGUGUACAAAGGAGAAAGUAUAUAAAUGGGUUUUCUCAGUGGGGAUCUAUGCAUG
This is a messenger RNA of Trematomus bernacchii (emerald rockcod), 2872 nucleotides long. RefSeq names its product neuroligin-2-like. The record is from RefSeq and is a predicted model, not a curated record. Gene Ontology annotation, biological process: synaptic vesicle endocytosis; presynaptic membrane assembly; chemical synaptic transmission. The coding region runs from base 131 to 2005 and encodes 624 amino acids. Lineage: Eukaryota; Metazoa; Chordata; Actinopteri; Perciformes; Nototheniidae. Gene Ontology annotation, molecular function: signaling receptor activity; neurexin family protein binding. Gene Ontology annotation, cellular component: cell surface; postsynaptic specialization membrane; synapse. The transcript has 6 exons.